Molecule: messenger RNA, 2384 nt
Organism: Aspergillus aculeatinus CBS 121060
Lineage: Eukaryota; Fungi; Ascomycota; Eurotiomycetes; Eurotiales; Aspergillaceae
Exons: 7
Coding region: 237-2129 (630 amino acids)
Biological process (GO): regulation of DNA-templated transcription
Cellular component (GO): nucleus
Molecular function (GO): zinc ion binding; transcription cis-regulatory region binding; DNA-binding transcription factor activity, RNA polymerase II-specific
Source: RefSeq, a predicted model, not a curated record
CUUGGUUUAAUGGCCAGCGCGCUUCUGGAUUACAUUACUGUCCGGUUAUGCUUACUAAGCGACCUCCUUUCCGUCUAUUUAUCUCAAAGUUAUCUCCCUGCUGUUUUGACACGUGCUGACAAUGCGAAGUACCCUUCUCCAUUUGCUAAGAGACGCACUGCUCGGCCUGGUACAGCACUGCGCGAUACUUAAAAGUUCCAUUCUUUCUUUCCACAAGGGUCCUAAAGCCCAGCGGCAUGGAGCAACGUACAACUCUUCCAAACAGAAAGUGCGGUGGUGCGCGGAGAAAAGCCUGCAAUGAGUGCAAACAGCACAAAAUUAGAUGCGACAGCGCCAGACCACCUACAGAGCCUUGUUCACGUUGUCAACGACUACAAAUCGAGUGCAAGAUUGAACCAUCCUUCCGACGUACCAUGAGAAGGAAACGGAAUGCGGAGAUGGAGAGCGAGAUUGCCGGACUCCGCCAACGCCUGGCUACUGGCGUUGCCGAUGGGGGCUCUCAGUAUUCACAGGAAGGACAUUUGGGUACAGCAUCUGGCUUGGAAGUUGCAUUGUCUAGUCAAUCUAGUAACCCCGAAAAUACCGAAUUAUACGGAUGGACGCCGUUAGCCUCUUUGAGCGAGAGAUCACCUAGAGCGUCAGAAGCAGACUUCUGGAAACUUGAAGACGUUUCGCUUUCUCAGAGGAAAGUAGCAGAGUUGUUUGAGGAGUACUUCGGGCAUUACCAUAUUUUUCUACCACUACUAGACCCUCAAAAAUCACCCUUGGAAUAUCUUCGGUCCUGCCCAUUGCAAGCAUGGACCGUUAUUUGUACCGCCAGUCGACGGGAUGCAUCAAAUCCCAAUUUCCUCAACCAACUCUUAGGCCCAUUCACACGACUUAUGUGGGCCACGGUGAACAGUAUACCGCAGGACUAUAAUGUGAUCAAAGCUCUUUGCCUGCUAUGUACUUGGCCACUCCCCACAACCACUCAAAAGGCAGAUCCCACGUUUGUACUCAGUGGAAUAAUGAUGCAGCUAUCGAUGCAAUCAGGAUUGCACCGGCCAGUACGGGCGGAGGAGUUCACCACGCUGCACAUAAGCCACGGCGAAGCUGUUAAGGACCGCCUACAGACUUGGCUUGUCUGUAAUAUAGUAGCUCAGAAUGUCUCUACCGGAUAUGGACAGCCUUCAGGGACAGUGUACGACUGGGCUCUCGGGCCAUCCUCACUGCAGGAUGCUGAUUACUUCCCUUCAGAAGACCUUCGUGUGCGCUUUCGCAUAGAGAAGUUCUGUGAUCACGUUACAAGGACUGUCUAUAACACCAGACCAGAGGCCGCAGAUUUCAUCAGUACGGAAAAACUCCUGAUUGUGCAGCUCCUGGAGAACGAACUCGAAAAUAUGGAAACUGAGCUGGGAAGGAACAUAUCCCGUAUAAAUAAAACCUACCUGCGCGGCGCAGAGUUGCACCUCCGAUGUUUCGUGUUUUUGGGCACAAAUGCACGAAAGGAAAGCUUCACAAAGCUAUUCGUCGCGGCCACAGCAUUCCUCUCCCAAGUUCUGGAACUAGAAACAUCAGGCCAGAUUGGUCAUGCGACAAAUUAUAUAUUGCAAAUGACUGUCUCUGCGGCUUUCGCACUGCUGAAGAUUUUAAAAAGCCGCAUUCGACACCAGAUCGAUUUCGAAUACGGCAAGUUACUUUUCAACGGAGCGAUUUCGGCGCUGCGACGGACUAGUGUGAUGAGACGGGAUCGCCCAGAUCGCCUCGCAGAUGUGUUGGCGCAGAUGUGGAAUGCCACCGACACUGCAUCGUGGCCGUUUGAUGAAGAAGAGACGCCGCAGCUUAAAAUCCGCUGUCGGAUGAGCAUGAGUCAUGUGUUCGAUACCGUUUGGCGCUGGCGCCACCAGUUUCGGGCGGGUAUGAAUGCUAAUGGGGUUCAAUGUGCUACUGCAGAUAAACCGAACGAAGAGGGUGGCACGAGGGGCGGACAGUCUGAUGGACCGCUCAUGGAUUCUUUAUUAAUGUGUCCGCCACAAGUCAACGAGGGAGCCGCAAUGCCUACUGACAAUGACUUCUCUGAGAUAUUUGAUUCCCUUGUUAUGGUUUUUGAUGACAUUCCUGAUGCGAUGGUCAACCCAUCAUUGCUUUGAGUUCUUGAACAGUCAUUUCCUUCUUGAUUGCAGAUGCGCGAAAUUGCCUGUGAAGUGACAAAUUGGUGGGGAGAUUCGUGAAGUACGAACGUGGCAUUGGAACAAGGCGACGAAAAUAUAGAUGGUCGAAAUGUGAGUGAAAAAGACCACACUUUGGGCAUUAUCGUACCAACGCGAUUCCUAUUUGGCCACAUAUUUUGUAGUAUCGAACCUGAGAGAGCAGCGGCUUUAAGGUGAGCCUGCUAGCAGCCACAG